GGAGAAGCAUUACUCCUUUUACCAGCGAAACUCAAAGUUUCCGAAGAAACAAUCAAAUUUAGUUUUCUUCAAUCGAUGCCUGCACCAUCUCUAUCCCCUGUCUUAUCCAGUCUUCAAAAUUUGAAACAUUUUUCUUGUUUCUCUGCUGUAAAACCCAAAUGGAACACAAACAGCAGUCUCAUUAUAACAAACCCAAUUCUCUUAAUCAUGGAAUCAUGCAAUUCAAUGUACGAACUAAAACAAAUCCAAGCUUAUAUGACUCGAAAUGGUUUAAUUGCUCAUCUGUUUCCUGUAAGUCGACUUCUAUCCUUCUGUGCUCUCUCUGAUUCUGGAAAUAUUAAUCAUGCCCAUCUUCUUUUUUCUCAAAUUUCAAAACCCAAUAUUUACAUUUACAAUACAAUGAUUAAGGGUUACUCUAAAUCUCAGUUACCCAGAUUGUCAUUCUUGUUGUUCCGUUUUCUGGUAAGAGAAGGAAUCGAAAUGGAUAAUCGAACUUUUGUUUUCACACUCAAGGCUUGUGAGCGGUUUCUGAGAUUUUCUCAAGGUGAAGAGGUACAUUGUCAAGUUUAUAAACUGGGUUUUGCUUUCGACGUGUUAGUUUUGAAUGGGUUGAUUCAUUUCUAUAUGAAAUCUGGGUCUUUGGUUUUAGCACGGUAUUUGUUCGAUACAAGUUCCAUAAAAGAUGUCGUUACUUGGACGACUAUGAUCGAUGGGUAUGUGCAGAAGAAUUUUCCUCAUGAGGCUAUGAAGCUAUUCUAUUCGAUGUUAUCGACAAAUGUUGAACCUAAUGAGGUUACUAUGAUUACGAUACUCUCAGCUUGCUCCCUGAUGGGGAAUUUGAGCUUGGGAAGAUCGAUUCAUGCGUAUAUUGAGAAGAAUAAUGUUAAACGUACUCCUAAUUUGGUUAAUGCAUCAGUGGAUAUGUAUGUUAAAUGUGGCUGCUUAACGACUGCAAGAGAAGUUUUUAAUAAAAUGGAAGCUAAAGAUGUCUUCUCUUGGACUAGUAUGAUCAGUGGCUAUGCGAAAGAUGGAAAUUUAAACUUGGCAAGGAAAUUUUUUGAUGACAUGCCUGAAAGGAAUGUUGUAUCUUGGAAUGCUAUGAUUGCAGGUUAUUCGCAAAAUAAUCAACCCGAAGAAGCAUUGAAACUUUUCCAUCAGAUGAAGGAGAAGGGUGUUAAGCCUAUAGAGGCAACACUUGUUUGUGUACUCUCUGCCUGUGCUCAAUUGGGUUGCUUAGAUUUUGCUCGAUGGAUAUACAAAUAUUACGUUGGUCUUAAGAAAGUUCAGUUUAGUGUUACUCUGACUAAUGCAUUCAUAGACAUGUAUGCUAAAUGUGGUAAUCUGGAUGAGGCUGCAAAGCUUUUCAACAGUAUAACAAAGAAGGAUUUGGUGUCUUGGAAUUCCAUGAUCAUGGCUUAUGCAACUCAUGGAUAUGCUGAGAAGUCCCUAAACCUUUUUGAGGAAAUGAAGAGAGAUGGACUGUGGCCUGACGAUAUCACAUUUGUGGGCGUAUUGUCAGCAUGUUGCCAUGGUGGGUUGGUCAACCAAGGUCGUUCUUAUUUUGAGAUCAUGAGAGAAGUAUUUAGGCUAGAGCCAAAAGCAGAGCACUACGUGUGCAUGAUUGAUCUACUUGGUCGAGUUGGUAAUUUGAAAGAGGCCUAUGAGCUGAUAAAGAUAAUGCCUAUGAAACCAGACGAAGCUGCUUGGGGUGCACUACUCAAUGCAUGUAGAAUGCACAAAAAUGUGGAGUUAGGUAAAUUUGCUGCAGGUAAACUUCUAGAUUUGAAUCCUAAAGAUAGUGGAGUUUAUGUGCUUCUGGCAAACAUGUGCGCUGCUGGAAGAAGAUGGGAGGAUGUAAGGAUGGUUAGAAGAAUGAUGAGAUCCCAGGGGAUUAAAAAAACUCCAGGGUGUAGCUCAAUAGAAGUUGAAGGGGAGUCGCAUGAGUUUGUGGUUGCAGAUAAAUCACAUCCUCGAUAUCAGGAGAUUUAUCAACUAUUAGAUGAUAUUUUCUUUCUAUUAAGGUUAGAAGGUUAUAUACCAGAAACAUCACAAUUUAUGAGCUUACAUGAGGCUGGUCAUGCGGUCAUGACUUAACAGUUAUCUGCUAAAGGAAAUUGUAUUUUCAUUAAGCAACCUUGUUAUCGCAAGUGACAGCGGCAAGAACUAUGUGAAGCAAAGUAACAGUGUAUACUUCACUAAAAUACAGUGAGGAUAAGACAUAGCUCAGCUAAAGAAAGUAAGAAACCUACCGAAGUAGGUUGCAGAGGAUUGGCCGUCUGUUGGCGAGGAUGAUAACACGAUGUGACCAGGGCAUCACCGGAAAACAGAUGACAAGGACUAGGUCGGCUUCACAUGACAAAUGGAGAUUAAAAUGCAAAUUUUUCUUGAUGCCUAGGAAGCUCAUCAAGGAUCCAUGGCAGGAAAAUGCAGGGGUUGAAUGAGAAGAGAGAACAACACUAUUUCCUGUACAAGCAAAUCAAGGAAGCGACUGAGCCUUAAAUAUUAGGAUUUGUUUGUCUUGUAUCUAAAGGAGACUGAGUGUGUUGAGGGAGUUGAUGGUUUUCGGCCUUGGGCUUUGUUGGGUUGGCAGUGGAUUCACAUACUUGCAGUUGGGGCAAGAUGGUGAUGACUUGCAGAGCAUGACAAGAAGAUGACAUUUCAAACAAGC
Molecule: messenger RNA, 2668 nt
Organism: Papaver somniferum (opium poppy)
Lineage: Eukaryota; Viridiplantae; Streptophyta; Magnoliopsida; Ranunculales; Papaveraceae
Product: pentatricopeptide repeat-containing protein At2g22410, mitochondrial-like
Exons: 4
Coding region: 76-2094 (672 amino acids)
Biological process (GO): RNA modification
Molecular function (GO): protein binding; RNA binding
Source: RefSeq, a predicted model, not a curated record